Debaryomyces fabryi is the source of this 894-nucleotide messenger RNA. RefSeq lists its product as uncharacterized. The transcript has a single exon. The coding region runs from base 1 to 894 and encodes 297 amino acids. NCBI's taxonomy places the organism in Eukaryota, Fungi, Ascomycota, Pichiomycetes, Serinales, Debaryomycetaceae. Gene Ontology annotation, cellular component: cytoplasm. The record is from RefSeq and is a predicted model, not a curated record.
AUGCCCUUGAUUGACAGUUUGACAGCCAUGAAUUCACAUGAUGAUAUAAAACCGUCAGAGCCUCCACCAUCAUAUGACGAAGUAAUCAACGAGUCAACUGGAGGCAGUUAUUCAAGACCAAACCCUCCACCACCUCAACCUCCACGGCCGGAGACUUUAAGACCACCCCAGCCUCCGAGGCCAUCAAAUUCAUCUCAUUCUAGUUAUAACUCACCUGGACCCCAACGACCACCAAACACUGCUCAGAACACUAAUUCGCUAUAUACGACAAAUCAGAACCUACCGUUCCAAUAUCCAAAAGGGUUUCUUUGCCAGAAGUGCAGAAAUUCGGGGUAUAAGAUCAAAAAUGGGAAACUAUGUAGAGACUGCUGGGACAGAUUUUACUUGAAGAACAAUGCAUAUAAUCCUAAUCCCCAAUUGCCUUUCAAAUUUCCGAAGAGAUAUAUGUGUGAAAAGUGUAAUAAUUCUGGAUACAAGAUAAAAAAUGGCAGAUCAUGUAAGGAUUGUUGGGAGAGGUUUAGUCCCAGAAAUGGAUAUCAGCCGGUAUCAUCUCUGUUGUCAUUUAAUCCAUUAUUUACUACACUGACAGUGAGUAUGAGUCCAAUGCUUCCAUAUAGACCGGCCCCGGGGCCAGGACCUUCAUUACCUCCAAUGCGGGUUAAUCCAGGUGACCCAAGAAUAGGUGGUACAUUAUGUGGGAGAUGUAGAGGAUCUGGUUUAAUUACUUUCUUCUUGGACGAUGAAUUAUGCCCUGUUUGUAAUGGAAUCGGAAGAAUUUUGUCUGGCCCUCCUAUGCAACCACCUAGAAACCCAGGACCACCGCCUGGCCAGUACCAUCCGGGACCACCAGGUGGACCGUAUGGACCUAACCCGUAUAUGGGAGGGAAAUACUAA